UCAACUGAGGAAACAAGCAGACACUUUUCAUGCGAGAUUUGAGCAGAACGCGAGAUUUCUUUGGUAUCCAAGGAGACCACGCUGGCAGCGUUGGAUAUCUUUGCAGGGAGGAAGAGGCGGUGUGUUUCUCCUCUGGUGAUGUUUGCGUGUAGCAGGGAGCAUUUUACACGAUGGAGCUGCCGGGGACGAUCAGAAAACGUUUAGAAGACUUUUCUCGGAAUGUUUUAUUUGACCAGAGUCGGACUCGGCCUCUCACAACAGAGAACGACACGUUUUUGCCACACGACAAGCGGGUUUUGUCUAGUCUCCACCUCCAGAUGUCUCUGUACUUUAACAUGUGGUUCUUCCCCUUGUGGUGGAUCAGUGAAACUGUAAUGCUGCACCUGAAGUAUCCUGCCUUACCAGACUACUACAAAUUCAUCCUUGUCACUGUUCUCAUCCUGAUGACUCUGAUCGAGGCCAUCAGACUCUUUCUCGGCUAUGCUGGGAACCUACAAGAAAAGGUCCCAGAGUUGGCUGGAUUUUGGCUGCUGAGCAUCCUGCUGCAGUUUCCACUAAUCCUGUUUCAGCUCUUGAACGAAGCCAUUCUCAUCCAGCCCCUGGAGAGGGGCGUUCACAUAGUUCUCGCCAUUUUCAUACUCACACAGGCCCUCUCUGGUUUUGUAGCGCUCCGGGAAAUGGUCAGACACACAGAAAGCCAAUUUCAUCUCAGACAGUUUGACUGAAUUCUGAAGCUUGGAUGUCCCUGCCACAUCUUAACACACGGGGACAUACCAUGAUGUAACAUAUAUCAUAUACUUCACACCACCCAGACUCAGAGGCUGAUGACAAAAGAUUAUGUGGCACUUUUUGUAUUACAUGUAGUACUUUGGAUAUUUCCUCCCCAUGAUUUAUUUUUGUAUUUUAUUCACAUUAUAUUCCACUGGAUUGUACUGUUGUUUUUGCAGUGUUGCAAUAAAUAAAAUCUUAAAAAGCA
This is a messenger RNA of Micropterus salmoides (largemouth bass), 976 nucleotides long. It is a transcript of the gene tmem17, whose product is annotated as transmembrane protein 17. The transcript has 5 exons. Gene Ontology annotation, cellular component: ciliary transition zone. The record is from RefSeq and is a predicted model, not a curated record. NCBI's taxonomy places the organism in Eukaryota, Metazoa, Chordata, Actinopteri, Centrarchiformes, Centrarchidae. Gene Ontology annotation, biological process: non-motile cilium assembly. The coding region runs from base 171 to 725 and encodes 184 amino acids.